Lymnaea stagnalis (great pond snail) is the source of this 5974-nucleotide messenger RNA. The record is from the annotation of a GenBank genome assembly. NCBI's taxonomy places the organism in Eukaryota, Metazoa, Mollusca, Gastropoda, Lymnaeidae.
AAAUAAUUAUAAUGGUCCUCAUGAUAGGAUAUAAGUCCUAUGCCUAUAUUCGAUUAUAGGGCAAGGUAAUUACCAGUUAUUAUGAGUUAUUGACUUUUCUUUUAAAAACACUCAAGGCUCAAGGCGCUAGGGGUGAUUAUGUUUCUACAAAUAAUAUUAAUAAAUUACUUCAAUAUCAAAGGUAGGACCACUUUAAUUCAUUUUAUAAGAUCUAUUAAUAAGUCAGUGAAUAGUAAUAAAAUAGUAAAUUUUAAAUAGUUAUUACUUAUUAAUUACAUUUUUAUUUGGACUCAGACUAUGAGUAACUAUGACUAUUAAUAAGUCAUUGAUAAUUAAGAACCAUACUUGAAGUUGGGCUGCAUGAUAAAUACCCAAAAAAUACUUUUUUAAGGAUAUUGGCUUGGAUGUUUUAGUUUUGAUGGGAUUUGAUCAAAUUUUUACUAAUUUGGGUAGGCUCACCUUGGACUUUAUUUAAAGUUAACUAAACUAAACAUGCUAACUUACAUUUCCUAACAUUCCCGAAGAAGGUAUCUAGCUGAAAUGUCCAUUUAAUUGUCUUGUCAUUCUUUUCUUUUCCGCUAACCAAUUUAGUCCUUCCUAUUAAAUUAUAGUAUAGCUGACCCUUCACAAAGCACUUAAACCCCUAUUGCCUACUAUGAGGUGACCCAGAACAGCCAAGAAAAAGACAUUCUUGUGGCGUAGGAAGGGGCUGCGGAGGAGCUUUAUAAGGGGGUGGCAUUUUUGGCCAACUGCAGAGUUUUUUUCUUGGUAAUCAUCAUCAGUGUCACUACAGCCCAUGUAGGGCCCAGGCCUGCUCUACAACAUCUUUCCAUUUGUAUCGAUCUAUAACCCUGGAUUUAUGCCGGAAUUCUCGGAACCCACAGCUGAUAUAAUUCCUUCUCAAUUUUUCUAUCCAUCUCAGUCUUGGUUGACUGGUGAGCCAUCUGCCCCUAGGUUUUUUGCCUGCAGAUCAAUUUUGCUGAUAUUUUGCUAAUAUCUGGCAUCCAUCCUCUCAAGAUGUCCUGUCCAGCAAAGUCUGACUUUUUAAAUGUUGUAACUAUGAUGGGUGGGGUCUUCAAACAAUAGAUAUGACUCUUGGUUUGUACAAAUUCUCUAUACAUCUUGAUCAUUGUAUUACACUGGACCAUGUAUUUGCCUGAGGAUUUUCCUCUCCCAUGUAUUAAACUCUGAAUAUAAUUAUCCCAAAAAACUCCUACAACUCAUUCUGUAACUUCAUUGUAUUUAGAGUUAGAUCACAAUAUCAUUUGCUUCUGGUAUUGCUGAUCCAUGGUUUUAUGAAGCCUUGAGGGAUAUUUAAAUAUAAUUUUUAAAUUUAGUUUUUUAUUUUAGGUUCAAUAUUCUUUGGAUGACAGCCAUAAAAGUCAUGUCAGAGAAUAAAGAUCUUGGAUCUAGCGAUGCUGAAAAGCAUCUAUUUAGUGACAAAACUACUUUCGGUACUAUAGCAAAGUUUAAACCUAUUGAAUCUGAAAGGACCUUAGACACACAGCGAUUUCUCCAAGCCUGCACUGAUUUGACCACAGUAUUAGGUACGCCCUGUAAAUUUAUAUAAUUUUGGCAGGAAAAAAAAUCUAAACUGUUUCCUAUUUAAUCACUGAUUGGGCUAUAAUGACUUGAUGUAUAUUGGUACUAGAAUUGACUCACAGAUACUUUCAUAAUAUAAAUCACAAGCCACGCCUCAUUUAUCCCCCCCCCCCCCCCCCACCCCAACCCAAAAUUAAAGCCAUCAUUUUCAACUGUUACUACAACUUUUUCCAAAAUCUCACCCUCUUAUCCCCUGGCAUUUAAUCCCCACCCACCCUUGUCUUCAUCUCCUACCACUCCCAUCUUAUCUACUUACUUACUUAAUUUAUAAAUAUUAUCUCCAUAAAUAAAAAAGGACUACAUACUAAGAAUAGAAAUUUUAAUAAAAUACCUGGGCAACAAACAAAAGUAAUUUUAACAACCACAAUGGUUUAUUAUCAAAUACAAAUAAAAACUUCCAAUUCUUGAGAUAUUUGAUUCUCUUGACGUGUAAAAUUACUUCUAAAGCCAUUAAAUCGGCACAGAUACUGAAAAGUAUUAAAGCACACAGGGCUGUAAGUUUAUUGAAUAUGUUCCCAUGGAGAAACCAACUGACAGAUUAAUACUAUAGAUAAUGACAUUUAUCUUACUUAUUUGUUUCAGACCGCUUAGGAUCACAGUUUUCUAUAGCUAAACGAGACAUGAUAGGAAAUAUAAAGGUAAGUGUGAAAUCACUAAGUGUCAGCCUAAUUCUAAUUAAAUGCAAAAAAAGAGAUCACCGAAUUUGAAAUAUAUUUUACUCUGCAUUUCUAUUUCUUAGAUCAUAAUUUGUACAGUUCUUUUUUUUUUUCCACUUCGUAUAAAUAAUGCUAUUUUGUGGGUUUCUUAAAAAUUAAUUUAUUACUUUAGUGUUAAUAUAUAAUUUAAACAGUACUGUAUGUAUGAGAAAAUAUAUAGUAGUGCCCCACUGCAUAAUACUGUUCAAUUAUGUAAAGAUCAUCUUAAAUUUAAUUUAAAUAGUUGUCAAAUCCUCAAAAAUAUAUAUUUUAAUUUUUUUUGUAGAGAAUUGAUGACCGCUUUAAGACCAACACAGCUCGGUAUGUUACCCUGAAUGCAAUACUGGAGGAUCAUGCAAACCAAAAACCUUUGGAAAGUGCUGUUAUUGGGUUGAUAUGGUUAAAAAGGUGUGUGCAAGUUUAUUCUUCAUGUGAACAAUUUUGAUACUGACACUAAAAUGACCAACCCCAUGACCAACUAUCUGCUUACGGACAAGUUUAAGGAUAAGGCCUAUAUAAAUAUUAGUAUAGAAUCUUUAAUUUCAUUAUUUUAAUUUGAAUAUAAAUAUUUUGAGCAUACUUUUUUAAAACUGUCUUACUUCUCUUUUCUUAUUUGGUUCAGUAUUAUGUUUGCUUCAUUUUUCAUUCUUUAGCUUUAAAUUAUAUGCCUUUAAUUUUUCCUUCCUAGAAGCCUUGAGUUUCUCAGAGUAUUCAUCUUGAACUUGUCUUCAGACUAUCAGAAAAAUGUUGAAGAUGUAACCCUUAGGCAAACAGUGCUUAAAGCCUAUGAGACGACUCUGAAACAAUAUCAUGGCAAGUUAUCCAGAUUUAUGUUCACUGUGAGUUGGCUUUGAAAUUGUCAUCUAUUUUUUAAAGAAUUAAUUAUUUAUGAUCAUGAUUUGCAGCUUUAUUCAUUAUUAAUAUACAAAGCAUCUGCAUUCUUCAAAAAAAAAUAUUUAAUACAAAAAAAUAACUUUUUAUUUUCAUUCAAGUUUAUUUUGAUGUUAGUUUUAAAAAUAAUAUAUUUCCCCUUUUAGAGGUAUGAAAUAUAUUAAAAAUUCAAAAGUUAACAGUAUACCACUUAAUGAGACAGCAAGACAAAGGAGGAGGAGCAAGAUGCGUUAGAAGAUUACUUUAUGUAUAUUUAUGAACUAAUAUAUACAUUAAAAAAAAAUAUCUAUAUCAUCAAGGCAACACAGAAUUUGUGAGACAUAAGAUUUGAUAAUUUAAUGAUCAUCUGUUUCAGAAACUCACUCACUUGGUGCCUUAUCGAAAAGAUUUUCUCAAAGCUUUGUUGCUAAAUGAAGAGGCCACCUUAGAAAUGGUAAACCGCUGUUAAGUUUAAUUUUGUGUCCUCCAGUCUAUAUUACUUUUAUCUUUACACAUGUUGUCUUAAUAAAAUUAACAUCCCUUGUUUUUAUAAUCAAUUUUGUAACAUGUGCUUUUGACUAAAAUGUGCUUUCCAGUUGUAAGAUCAUUAAAACCCCAUUUGCAGAUAAAAUGACAUGAAUUUAACCACACUGAAUGAUAUAUGUAGCCAGUAGUUUGAUUCUUACUUAUGCACAGCAGCUGAUACCCAUGAUCCCGUGGUGUGGUGGCCAAUUCAGCAAAUGUUGGACUUCUGGAGGGGGUGCUUGAAUCCUACUUUGCCAAUCCUUAUCUCACACAUUUUUUUAAGUUUCACUUACAUUAAAUCAAAUAAACAUUGAGAUAAAACAAAUGGCAAGCUGGGCCAUUGGGUAUUGCUGCUUUUUUUUUUUUUCUGCCCAGGAUAGUUUAGUACCGGUACGGUACUUAAAAACCUUACAAUGUCCAUGAGUGAUAGUAAAAAGGAAUAUUGUUCUCAAAUAACAUCUUUUUUGUUGUCCCCAGCUGUUUUCUGACAUAGAUCUCUACCUCCCUAACUUGAGUGACAACAUUGAUUUAAUAGAAUCUUUGCUCAAUCAAUAUGGCCUCAAUACUGGUGAAGCAUCAUAGUCAACUAGAAGAAAGCCAACUACAGAGGUCUGGGUGCUGUUGUGUUGCCAUAAUCUUUCAGCUCUGUUUCAGUUGAUACAUUGUUACAUCCGUAAUGACAUAUUGUUAUAAAUUGGAAUUUUUUUGCAUAUGAGUUGGAAUAUCCACAUAUCUCUAUAUAAUAUGUAUACAAACAAUGAGAUCUCUUUUGAUCUGUAAAUAAUAUUAUGAAUAUAGUGUAAAUGUUUUGGUUCAAACACCAGAUCAUGUUAUUAAGAAUAUAAUCGAAUGGUUUUGGGAUCAUUAUAAUUAAUAAUUAUCUUAUACAGUUGCUUACUGGUUAGCUUUGAACACUUCAUUCAUUCCAAUAACUGUAAAUCUUUUUAUCAUUGUUAACAGUGCAAGUAAGUUUUGUAUUAUUUAUAAAUGUGAAACUCACUCCAAUCUUCCAUUUGUGUUCAACGACUCUUGCCACCAGAACCUUGCUCAGUUUCAUUUUGCUGAAGCAAUGUUGGGUGACACCUAUGAGAUUAUAAUAGAUUUUUAUGUUGAUAUGAUAUUCAUGUUUUUUCAACAUUUUUCAAAGAUGAGGAGACUUACUAAUGUUUAGUUUAUUUUCAAAAAGCAUGCAGGAUGGUGACAACUGGUCAUCACUUCCUUUUUAGAAUUUAAGUCAACAUUGUCAUUUAAAAACUUUAAUAAUAAAUGUAGUUCUUUAAAAUUCUGUUUAGGAUGACCAAUUAUUUUCUCUUACCAUACUAAAAAUGUGUCAUCAGUUGUAAUCUGAAGUUUUGUAAAUUUGAGCUUUAUAUUAUAAAUAGCAUUUCUUUGACUAGUUAAAGUUAUGAACUUUUUAACUGGUAUAAAUAUUGUGAAAACAUUUUUUUCUUCCAUUUUGUUUUAAUUGUUCAAAAUUUUUGGCAUAUGCACUCUAAGAUUUGACUUCUCAAUUGGCUAUUAGUUUUCAUAUAUUCUGUCUAAAAGUAAAAGAUGCCUCCAUUUCCAUGAAAUUAAAUUUAAAAAAAAUUUAAGUCUUAUGAUUGAGCUCAUAUUAUAUAUUGAGGAAAAGCAGGUUUAGACAAAUACAUGGCACCCAGUUGCCAUGGCGUCUGAAAGUCUUUACCAUGUGACUGAAAAUGAAGUUUUCAAAUAUUAUUAUUAGAUAGAAAAUAUGCCAGAUUCUGAAUAAAUCUCAUGUUUGUUUACCUUUAAGGAAAACAAUAUAAAGUAAUAGUGCAAGCAAAAGUUGGAAAUGGUUGAACAAUCUGUGAUUAGGUUAUCUUAUUUUCCCUGUGAUUUUUGUGUUAUGCAAGUGCUAUUUGCAAAAUAGCUAGUAGUUCACCUUUGCUCAAAAAAUGAAUUCCGUUUAUAAAUUUCUUUUAUACCAGUAUAUGGUUAACAUAGAUGAACAUUAAAUAAUUAAAGUUACAUACAUUACUCAUUUAUAAUGUACAUCAAAUUUAUUUUAUUGCAUUAAGUGAGAAUAAUUUAGAUUCUCAUUAGGCCAACAAAUAUAACCACAGAACAGUUCCAAUCCAAUUAUUCUGAUGGAAAAUAUUUUCUUAGCUGUAGUUAACUAUUUAUUCUGUAAAAGGAGCCUUAGACAAUUUGUUAAUUUAGUGCUUUAGUACUGAACUGGUAUAUCUGCAAUAUUCUCCACAUUUAUUUAUUUCUUGGUCUUUCUUUUGAAAGCCAAUAAUAUAUCCUAUUACACAUCAUGA